Zingiber officinale is the source of this 790-nucleotide messenger RNA. RefSeq lists its product as uncharacterized. The transcript is spliced from 4 exons. Bases 116 to 430 code for a protein of 104 amino acids. NCBI's taxonomy places the organism in Eukaryota, Viridiplantae, Streptophyta, Magnoliopsida, Zingiberales, Zingiberaceae. The record is from RefSeq and is a predicted model, not a curated record.
GUGGACGGCCUUAAAGCACCACGGAUUUCAAGUCAAUCUUAAAGCACCACGGCUUGGUGCUUCGUAAACCCUACGGUCCUCUCCGCUCCGCAGCCACACCUCACGCACACUCCGAAUGGCGUGGCGAGGUUCCAUCUCGCGAUCGUUGCUCAACGCCGCGCGGUAUUCCGCCACCCGGUCGCAGCCUGCGGCGGCCUCCCGCAUCCGCGCUCCGCCUUUCGCAGUCCCUCGCCUCCAGCGCCGCCAGCACUCCUUCGCCUCUCCCCGACAAAAAAAAAAUCGUCGUAGGAAUCUGGGGGAACUUGGGUGCAUGCAGUCCUUCCUUCCGCUUUACAGCACGGUGGCCGCUCCUCGACUCACCUCCCACCUGUCGGUCAACCCGAGGGCGUGUUGUGAGCUCUCUCAGGGGAAAAAUGGAAAAGAUGGUUGAUGGAAGAUACAGGCGUCGUUCAAUGGGAAUCAAUGUGAAAGCCCACGUACUUAAUGAAUCAAGUAUUAGCUGUGCUUCCGAAAGGAGGAUUAUCGUUAGGCAUCGAACCAGAACAUGAUUAUCAUUCUGUAGAAUGGAAGAGUACAAAUGAUUCUUCUCGUUUCACUGGUUUUUAACUUUUAGCUUACAUGUGCAAGAAUAAGUAGAAUUCAGUUCCUGCGGAAAAAAAAUUGUUUUAUAGCACCAAGAUUUCAACAAUGGCCAAGUAAUGCCUGCUAGUUCUUUUUGCCAGAUUUUUGUUUUUUUAUCGAGCAUACUUUCCCGAGGUUAUUAAAUUCUUGUCGGAUUGACAAGGCUGCA